This is a messenger RNA of Olea europaea var. sylvestris, 1527 nucleotides long. Its product is annotated as OTU domain-containing protein DDB_G0284757-like. Gene Ontology annotation, biological process: protein deubiquitination. The transcript has 11 exons. The record is from RefSeq and is a predicted model, not a curated record. Gene Ontology annotation, molecular function: cysteine-type deubiquitinase activity. The coding region runs from base 296 to 1300 and encodes 334 amino acids. Lineage: Eukaryota; Viridiplantae; Streptophyta; Magnoliopsida; Lamiales; Oleaceae.
CUAACCGAUGUCCGAGAAUGAGACCCUAUUAUAAAUUAUUAACUGAUUAUACGAAAAGAAUUGUACCUGCUUUCGGCUUAUUCGCUAUCCAAAAGUUGGAAAAUUGACGUCUUCUCAAUUUUCCUAUUCAAAAAUUGCACAAUUACCUUGUUUAGGUAAAGAUUUUUGAAGUUAUUGGCUUCGAAUUAAAAGGAAGUAUUUCUGCUCAUUGCAAUUGCGUAGAGGAACUUUGGACCAUAAAAGUUUUUGGUUUGAAUUGGGAAGGCUUCAUAAGAUCUUGUCGAAGAACACAACUAUGUAUGAACCAGAUCCUGAUGUUGUUCGGUGGGGCCUUCACCUUAUAGAUGUAUGCUCUCUUACGAAUUGUGGUUCUCUUGGAACUGUUACUUGUUAUGAAAAAGACUCGUCUCAAAUUGAGUCUGUGAAAGAGGGUUAUUGGGACACGGCACACUCUAUUUUGGAGAGCGACAAAGAAAUUGCUCAUGCUCUACAGGAAGAAUUAUCUAGACUUGCAGCUUUAGAGGCAUUGGGAUCUGAAUAUGCUGUAGAACAACAUCAGAAAGCGUCUAUUCUUGCUCAAUCUUGGCUUGAUCCUUCAAGAAGGAACUUUGGUUCUGAAUCUCAAAGUAAUCAUGAAGCAUAUGAAAUGGGAACAGUUUCGUGUAACCUUGGUGAAUUAUCAAUUGAGUGUGAGAACCAAACAGUCUUACCGGAGAUAGAAGAUGAAUCUGCUCUUUAUGGUGAAAUGGGCAGAAGACUGAAUCAGAUGGUUUCAAUUCCUCAUGUUCCUAAAAUUAAUGGAGAAAUACCAUCUGUUGAUGAAGUUUCAUCAGAUCAUCAAAGGCUGCUUGACAGAUUGCAGUUGUAUGACCUGGUGGAGCUAAAAAUUUCCGGGGAUGGUAAUUGUCAGUUCCGUUCACUUUCAGAUCAAAUAUAUCGUACUCAAGAGCAUCACAAAUUUGUGAGAGAGCAAGUUGUCAACCAGUUGAAGUCACAUCGAGAAUUGUACGAAAAUUAUGUUCCCAUGGCUUAUGUUGGCUAUUUGCAGAAAAUAAAGAAGACAGGAGAGUGGGGUGAUCAUGUCACGUUGCAGGCUGCCGCAGAUUCAUAUGGUGUCAAGAUCUUUGUCAUUACGUCAUUCAAGGAUACGUGCUAUAUCGAGAUUCUUCCACAUACUCAGAAGUCAAACAGAAUUAUAUUCUUGAGCUUCUGGGCUGAAGUGCACUAUAAUUCAAUCUAUCCAUUAGGAGAAUUGCCCGAGGUGGGGUUCAAGAAGAAGAAGAAGUGGUGGCAUCCAUGAAUUUAGCCACCAUUUGUAGACAGUCCCCUUGUGCAGCGUCCGCGGAGGAGAGUUCAGUUAGGAUAUUGAUGAAGUCGUUUUAGAAAAUGCAUUAGAUGUUGAAGAUGCUGUUUCUAUUACUCCCUUAGCUUUCCCUCCUUGUACAUAAAUUUUUUGAUGAUUUAUUAAUUUUUGUGAAUAUAUUCGUUUAUUGAUCCAACUAGAUUUUGAUAAUGAGGUUUGAUGUU